This is a messenger RNA of Musa acuminata subsp. malaccensis (wild Malaysian banana), 834 nucleotides long. NCBI's taxonomy places the organism in Eukaryota, Viridiplantae, Streptophyta, Magnoliopsida, Zingiberales, Musaceae. The record is from RefSeq and is a predicted model, not a curated record.
GGUUCUCUUUUGCCACCUUUGCUGCUUUAUGCUGGCAGCUUGGCAUGUUCCAGAACUGAGAAAGGUGAUGCCGUGGCUGUGAUCGCAGCAAGGAUUUCGAUUAGCAGCUAUCUUUUUCUGUCAUCAAUGGAGAUCGUAGCUUUUCCAUCUACUUCUGAGAUGUUUAACCACCAAGAUGCGUCUAACUUUGACGAGCUCUCGAUGGAGCAAAGCCUGCUCUUCUCUGACACCCUCAAGGACUUGAAGAAAUUGAAGUUGCAAUUGUACUCAGCCGCAGAGUAUUUUGAGUUGUCAUACGCUACUGAUGACAACAAGCUGCUUGUGUUCAACACCUUGAAAGAGUAUGCUAUUAAGGCUCUGGUUAAUACUGUGGAUCAUCUUGGAUCAGUAUCAUUCAAGGUAAACAGCCUUCUUGAAGAGAAGGUUGAUGAGCUGUCUGGGGUGGAGUUCCGAGUUUCCAGUAUUGAACAGAGAAUUCGAACAUGCCAAGAACUUGUUGACCGCGAAGGUCUUCUCCAACAGUCUCUGGUGAUUAAAGCUCCCAGUUAUUCCAAGCAGUACACUUUCCCAGUAGGUAAAUCCAUGCCUGAUUCAGGAAGGCAUGCAGCACCAAAAUAUGAGAACCUGAAUGCAGACAAUGAUAAUAAUACUGAACCAAACAAAUCUCACGCUGUCCAUUUGACAAAAAUGGUCAAGCCACCUUCUUUCAGGAAAAUGCUCGCCAUGUCACCUCUAUCUCCUAGGAAAAUGCAUCAUUCAUUGCCGUCACAACAACCUAAAAGGGCUUUCAGUGCAGGUGCUGGAUCACCAAUACUAUUAGCUUGUGCUUAUUCA